Podarcis lilfordi (Lilford's wall lizard) is the source of this 13344-nucleotide messenger RNA. The record is from the annotation of a GenBank genome assembly. Lineage: Eukaryota; Metazoa; Chordata; Lepidosauria; Squamata; Lacertidae.
CCUGGGCGCAUAAGAGGGCCGCGGCGGGAGGAGGCGCAGACGGCGUUGCUCGCUGCGAAGGAAGCCGAAGGUGCAGGGAUGGCGGUGGUGUGCGCGCGCGAUUUCGCCGCGGUUUUUUUCCGGUGAGUGAUCGCCCAGGCGCCUGCUACCCAGGCACGUUUACUCGGGAGUAAGUCCCGCGGCGACCUUCCUUGGGCGCUUGUUGCCCGAUAUGCACAUUCAGUUGCAUAUCUAUCUAUCUAUCUAUCUAUCUAUCUAUCUAUCUAUCUAUCUAUCUAUCAUUUCCUUUACGUUUUCGGGGAGCUGGGCUGUCAGCGCCUGCUUGCUUGCCCCCGUUGCUUGCUUGCCCGCUUUCCUCCCUGGGCAGGAUCGGUCUCCUGAACUCCUGACCCGAGCAGCACCCCUUGGUCUCCGGCUGCCAUCUGGCUCCGCCACCUGCCGCGUCCUCUUUGUCCGGCUCUCAAAUGCGGACUAGGUGGCGCUCCUCUUUAAAUCUAGGAGGGUUUUCUUUGUGUCUUGGAGGGGCAGGGCAGGAGGUCGGCGUCGCAGGAUCCCGGGCUCUCAGUGGGUCACACGCUGACUAUCUAUAGAAUAAGACUAUCUUAAUUGGUUGCUUGGAAGUAGCCGCGCCUUCCAAAAUCAUCUCGCCACCGGUUGAAUGGACUGGAGGCUUGCUAAAACAACUUGAAAGCAAGCGGGCGGCGGGCGGGGAGCUGUGUGACUCCAACUUAUGGGGUUUGUGGAAGCAGCUUCCGACGUGGUGGCCUUUACUCAUAGAACGACGUGACUCGCUACACGGCAAGAAAAGACAGACGGGCCUCCGGGUCUGUGGUCUAAACUCAGGUCAUACCUUUUGUUAGGCUCCCACAGGUGGAUGCCCUUCACCUUUUUCUCCUUCCCACGACUGGAUGCUUGAAGCCGAGCAUGCAUGAUGUUAGAGCCACAGUCCAUCCUUUACUCCUGUUGGAUGCAUUUUCCACAGCUUCCAUUUGAUUUGAAGUCAUAAACCGUGUUUAAGCAGAGAUGUGUACAUUUGAGACAUCCUUUGAGCAUGUGCAGAUAACAGCCUCAGGAGAAGUGGGGAAACAAAGUCAGGGGAAAUGCAUCAGGCCAAGACAUCCUCGCCCCGUGUAUGGUGUUUAUAGCAGCGUUAUACAAUGGGGGUGGCAAUGACCUUGUUGAGUUUUAAGCCACAGGUCAGUCUAGCGCUCUUCUCUUUUAUCUAGAUAGGGUUCUUUGCCUUGAAAUGUCUCUUGCCUCUGACUACUAGUACACUUGAAAUAAACUACCUUUUGGAUAAAGAAGCUUCACCCUCUGAAGUGCCUCUUGGAACCUGUUGAAUGUUGCAGGUCAACUUCACAUCCUCUUAAGUAACUUUCACAGCACACUAACUGCUCUCCUGCACCACAUGCUAGUGUGCCCCACCACACAUUUUGGGAGUUAACCAGCUUGUGCAUUUCUACAGCAUUCCUGGCGUGUUUCAGAUGGUUUGUAUAUUGUCAUUGAAGCAGGUAUCUCGUAAAGCAGGUGUUGGGGAAGCUUAUUUGCUCAUUGGGAUAGAUCCUUAUCCAGAUCAGCCUCAGAGGUCAAAUUUAACCAUUUGCAUGUCAGUUGCAUGAUGUCAUUAUGGCGCAACAUGGUUCCUGCUUGUCAAAAUCCCUUGCACAGCUUUGCAAAUCUUCCCAAAGUCUUCUUUGCAAGUCUUUAAAUCCAAUGUUGGAGGUUUAAAAGAGGAGGCAAGUGCUUUAACACAGUGUUGUCUUAAAGUGGCAAAGCGCCCUUUGAAGGAGGCAGGGAAGCUGAUUCAAAGAGCACUUUUGCCAAGCACUUUAAGAGUGGAUGCACUGCCUAUGUCACUGGUGCCAACCCCAGGCGUCCGUGGGGGCUUUGGCCCCCACAAUAAUAUAUUUGAGGGAGUCACACACCCCAAGUCAGUGGGCGCCGCCAGACCCUGCUCUGCCUCUGGCUUUUCCUCCUGGUCCAUGAGAGAGGAGAAGGAGGAGCUGCUGCCAGCCAUUGACCACUGCAUCUGACUCUGCUCCGGCUCCUUCUCCAAAAACACAAUACAACAUUGCACAUUGUGCAUGUGGCAUCACAUGCACACGCCUGCACAUAGUGUGUGUGACAUUGCACAUUGUCCGCGUUACAUUGUGUGCCCCCCCCAGUCUUCACGAGAUGAUGCCAGUGAUCUGUGCUGCUUUCUUUUUCAUUUCUCAAAAGGAGAAAGAAAUAAAGACGUGUGUUGCAAGCAAAGUCAGCAGAAGUGAAUUCUUCUGUGCUGUACCUUUGCUUGUAAAAUGCAAGUUACAAGUUGGGUUGGGGUGCCAUAUGGGCUUUAAUCUGUGGUGGUGACAUCUGUUUAGCUUUUCUCCACGGAGAGCUCUUGCCACAGUUAAUCCUUUAAUGUGUUCGUAAAAUUACUUUUUACUUAAGACCUGUCAGUGGGGAAAGAGAGUCUUUCUGGAGACAAAUGUCACAGGAAUCGGUUCCAAGAAUAACUUAAAUCUAGAUACCACGUAUAGCUUGAGCCACAGUGACCCUUGUGCAAGCCUUGGAUAAAUAGCCAAGUUAUUGGAGUUGUGCUCUAUAAAUGUGAAACUCUUCUGAACACAGAGCAGAAAUAUAACUGUCUCAAGGGAAAGGUCUGCCUAAGCAAAACUUAUGACAUGUCUGUUGGCAACUGCAGACUAACAUGGAUUCUUGGCAGAGUAUUGUUUUAUAGGACUGCAAUCUUUGACCUGAUUUAACCAAGUUGGGAUUGUUUCUAAGUAAGCUUUAUAUGAGUAGGCUGCAUAUCCAACAACACAGUGCUGUUGCUUAAGUGAGGGCAUGGCUCUGACUUUUUUAAAUAUAAAAGCAUUAGGCAACCUUAAAAAUUGAUCUGCUGUAACCAGAUUACAGAAUUAAAUAUAGGGCAAUCAUGGCUUUAAGGAGACACUCCUAAUGCUGUGCUGGGACAGUGGUUGAGUCACAAAUAACCUAAUUUAAAGGUUUGUGUCCUAACCUAUCAUCCAAUAUGGAUCUUUCAAUUGUAAUUAACCUUGUUUCAGGUUGCCUAAGCAAAGUGCUUGGAUAUAGGUAUACAGUGAGAUGAAGUAAGAUCCUGCAAAAGUAUCCAUUGGCAAUCAAGGUGACUGGCUAAAUGCUUAUAAAUCUGAAGUGAGACUUUUAUAGACAGCCUGUAGAAAGUGCUAUGGCUGAACAGUAUAAAGGACUAGCCACUGCCAUCCUAAUUGUCGGCUGCAGUGUUUUUGCAGGGGGUCCUCUUGGAUUGAGUGCAACUAUGGAAGCACAGGUGAUGUUCGUGGCUAGGAGUGCCUUUUAUCAGCUUAUGCUGUCAGCUAUGACCCUUUCUUUAGGAAGCAUAUUUUGUCUCAGUCACACAUGUGCUGGUUAAAAUCAAACUAGACUACAGUGGUACCUUGGGUUAAGUACUUAAUUCAUUCCGGAGGUCCGUUCUUAACCUGAAACUGUUCUUAACCUGAAGCACCACUUUAGCUAUUGGGGCCUCCUGCUGCCGCCGGAGCACGAUUUCUGUUCUCAUCCUGAAGCAAAGUUCUUAACCUGAGGUACUAUUUCUGGGUUAGCAGAGUCUGUAACCUGAAGCAUAUGUAACCUGAAGCGUAUGUAACCCGAGGUACCACUGUAUUUAACAUAUACUUUGUUGGGCAAUCUUGAAAAAUGGCUUGGAACUGGUACAGAAUGUCAGGAUGUCUGAUGAGGGUUAGGUGUUUGGGCAAACCUGCAUUGUACAUAUUAGCAGCCAAUAUGUUUCUGGGCCCAAGGAGUACUGGCGUAGACCUUCAAAGCUCUAAACCUUUGGGUCUAGGUGAUUUGAAGGAUUGCCUAUGCGCAUGCAAGCCUGGCAAAGGCCUUAAAAUUUAUCUUGGGAAGGAAGGAUGAAAGAAGUCUGCAAACUUGCCAAGGAACUGAUAAGGUACAUUACUGAGUCAUCUGCAGUUUGACAGAUCACUCUUCUUCUUAGGCAGAGAGGAAAAAUGGUGAAAACAGGUUAUUUAUUGGGACAGAGUGAUUUUUUGCAUCUGUUAUUAAAGUUGCAAAACAACGGAGCAAUGGAGAAAUUUCUGAAACAAUGGGAUAUCAGCUACGCCCAAGGCAUGAUGGAGAACAUCAACAACCGGGAAAAGAUAGACGUAACAUUUUAUAAGGACAGGAAGAAACACCAAUUUGAGUAAUUGGUAUUAGUCAUUGUAUUAUAAUUUGGUAUUGCUAUAAUGAAGCAAUUAUUGGAUUGUAAUUGAAAAUUAAUAAAAAAGAUUAUCAACAAAAUUUAUUUUGGGAACCCAAGAUAAUUAAAAUGGCAGACAGUAGACACAGGACCUUCUCAGUGGUGGCCUCACACCUUUGAUAAUUCUUCCUGAGGAAACUGUGGACCGGAUCCUUUAUCUUUAACUGGGCUCUGAAAACAUUUCCAUUCUAAUCAGGUUUUUAAAUGUUGUGCUGAGUUUCUACUGUUUCCAUUAAUAACAAGCUAAAAUUAUCAGUAGUGUGUUGUAUUUUUAGCCACAGCUGCUUAACCUUUGUAAUUAUAGUUUAUGGAAUUGUUUAGCCCAAGUGUUUUAGAGGUGGUCUGGUAAACAUUGUCAAAUGUUUUUUGAUAGUCAAGUGUGAAUAUAACAUUCCUCAGUUAAGAGGAUGGGUCCUCUUACACAUCAAUAACUGGAACAGGAAGCAGGAAUUAAUAUGCUUAUCAUGAGAUACAUGCAAGAAGUGAAUUUAGGCACUAACAAUCAUUUAUUUGCUCCUUACAGCAGAUGGGCCCUAUUAUAUAUUCUAGCAAAGACUCCAGUUACUAGUCUGUCUUCUAAAGAUGCAAUGCUAAUAUUGGAAAUGGUAAACUAGACCAUGUUUAGGGGCCCAGCUGGCAAACACACACUAUUCUGAUCAGCUGCAAAGAUAGUCAAAUGGGUUUUACUGGACGCUGUGGGGAUGACACUGUAUAGCUCAUAGUUACAUCCACAGAUCAAAACAAUCACUGUUGGGUCAAAAUGCCCCUUCCCUCAAGUGCUUCAUAUCUCUCUUUCUAGCCUGGAAGAAGGUAUAUAUUUAGCAGUGCAUGAAAUGGUCUGCAUCUAGGCUGUAGGCUGACUUGAAUUAUACCCAUUGUGCUACUGUGUACUAAAAAUGAUUUCCUUGCUCUUAAAACUGAAACCAUACAAUGUGCAUUAAACAAAACAAAAAACCCCAAACUGCUUUCUGUUCUAGAUCUCUGGUGUCAGUGGGAGCAUCUCUAGGGUCAGUAACAAGACAGACCCUGUUUGCACCUCUUCCAGCUGCAGCUCGGCCCUUCCGUGUUUGUAACCAUGACAGAAGCAGUCGGAGAGGAGUUGUUGCAAGCACCCUAGAGGAGCUUAUUAGCAAGGUAUGCCUCCUGUCAAAAGCACAAGCCUGAUGAUCAUGCCAGGACCUCAUUAUCUCAGACAUGUGUUCAAAAAUUCUUGCCCUACAUACACACAGGUGAUGUGUGUACACUACAACCUCCAUCAGCCCCAGCCAGGACAUAAAAGGAAGCAGGUGGGUGAAGGCUACUGUGAAGUCCUAGAUCUAGCAGGGAUGUUAACUUCUUGGAGAAGUCUGGUCCUACCUGUUUGCCUUAGCUCCAGUCAUAGCUGUAUUAGAUGCUCAAGAUACCUUUUCGAUUCCAAUUAACUUAGCCAGUGAUCCAUAGCACUCUAGUCUAGAGAAAAGUUCUCCAUUGAACCUGAAGAUACAUCUCAUCCAACAAAAAUCCAACACCUUAUUGCAUAUCCCCAAGGCUCCUCUACAAGUUAUCUCAGUCCCUAAGUGUUAGGAGAAGCAGGACAGCAAUCAGGUCCUUUAUCCGCAGUGAAUUGGUCUGAUGGUCACCCAGUGAGCUUCAUAGCUGACUGGGGAGUUUCACCCAGGUUUCCCAGGUCCAUGUUCAGCAUUCUGACCACGACACCAUGCUGGCUGUCUCCGCACAUGAUGUGGAGCUGCCCUGUUGUAAGCCCCCUUUGGGGUGAGGCCUUUGUAAUGUAAUUAAUCACUGUGUUUCAAAGAUGCCUAUUUGUACUUUACCACUGGACCAUGAGCGCAGGUUACAUGUGCAUGCCUUCCAUGCAACAGUGACCAGCGGUUUGAAAUCCCUGUCCUUAUCUCAGGAGGCGAUUUAUAUUGCCAUGAGCACCAAGAAGAGAAAUUUGUAAAAAUUUGGCCAGCUUUCCUUGCGCAACUUAAGUUGGCAGUGCAGUAUACUUGUAUUAAACAACACUGAAAUAUCAUGUCCCUAACCUAUGUCCUCCUUUCCCUUUUUUACUUUUUGUGGAUUCAAAAAUUGUGAUAAAGUUUAUAUGGAAAAUACAUCUCUUAACUGAACAAGUAGAGCAGAAUUGUGGGAAUUGUCCCCACAAACCACCAUUAACCAUUUGUAGAAUGCAGAGGUGUAGAGUGGGUUGCAGCUGUCCUACUUAGACUAGAUUAGGAGACUGCCUGCAACCAGUCACAGCACCAAUUGCUACCUCAUACAGUCAAACCUCGGUUGUCAAAUGUAAUCCAUUCUGGAAGCCCAUUUGGCUUCUGAAACAAACUGAGGCGUGGCUUCCAGUUGGUUGCAAGAGCUUCCUGCACUCAAGCGGAAGCUGUGUCGGACAUUCGGCUUCCAAAAAACAUUCAAAAACUGGAGCAUUUACUUCUGGGUUUUUGGCGUUUGGGAUCUGAAGCGUUAAAAAAAGGAGCAGUUCAGGAACCGAGGUUUGACUGUACCAGCACUGGAAUGCUGCAUGGAUGGAAGACCAUCUCAGAAUCCUGUGUACAGUACUGUAGAAAGAGGAUGGGAGUGGGAAUGGAAUCGGAAUGUAAAGCAGUUAAGGUGAUUUGGAUGAUAAAGGGCAACUUGCUUUGUAGCUGUAGGAAUCUAGACUGCUUCUGCAAGUCACACUAAUAAUGCCCUCUCUUGGCAGCAGAAUUUCUUUAAAAUCUAUUUUCGAUUUGAGUUCUAAUCUGUCUGGCUAAACUAGAUGCAUCAUUGUGAAUGUGAUCAAUAUUCACUUUUAAAGAAUGUAAAUAGCAGCCACAGGGAGGAAUUUAACUCUCCACAACCACCAAAUCUCUCGAAGUAAUUUGUUUUGGAAAGAAGGCCUCCAUUGUCACUGAUGGGGGCUUUCCUCCUGAUUGAAAAUUGCAAGGUCUCUUGCUUGCAUGCAUGCACACACAAAGCCAGCACUGCUGCGUGUGUGUGUGUGUGUGUGUGUGUGUUUUCUGUUGCAUUCAUAUACCGUAUUUUCGUUUCCAUAGGCCUUUCCGUCCCAUAGGGCGCUUUUCACUUUUUGGAAAUAAAGGAAAAAUGUUUCCUUUAUUUCCCCAAUCAAAUCAGGGAACAGUGGGAUCGUGGCGCUGCGCCUCCCGUUGUCCCCCGACGUGGGGCUGGCCAUGUCUGCCCGGCGUGAGGGCGCUCUGCUUCCAGGGCGCCCCACGCGCCGGGCGGCAACCUGGGGAACACCUGCGAAGCACGGGGCGUCCUCCGGGCGCCCCGUGCUCCGCGCUACCGAGCUGCCACCCGCAAGCCGUGCGCGCCCAGGGGAUCUCCCGGGCGCGCAAGGCUGCAGACACCUACACGAAGCACGGGCGUCCUCCCGAGGCGCCGUGCUCCGCGCGAGCUGCCGCCCGCAAGCCGUGCGCUCUAUUGAGAUCCCCGGGCGCAGGCUACGGGCCUGCACGGCACGGGCGUCCUCCGAGGCGCCCCGUGCUCAGCAUGCAGGCUGCCGCUCGCAAGCCGUGCGCGCCCAGGGGGAUCUCCCCGGGCGCGCAAGGCUUCUGAGACACCCCUGCACGAAGCACGGGGCGUCCUCCUAGGAGGGCGCCCCGUGCUCCCGCGCUACAGGCUGCCGCCCGCAGAGCGUGCGGCGCCCAGGGGAUCUCCCGGGCGCGGCUUCACAGACACCUACGAAGCACGGGCGUCCUCCCGGAGGCGCCCCGUGCUCCGCAUGACUGCAGCCCGCAAGCCGUGCGCGCCAGGAUCUCCCCCCGGGCGCAGAGCAGACACCUGCACGAAGCACGGGCGUCCUCCGGGCGCCCCGUGCUCAGCAGCUACAGGCUGCCGCCAUAGCGCCAGGCUCGGGGAGAUCCCCGGGCGCGGGCUUGACACCUGCGCGAAGCACGGGGCGUCCGGAGGCGCCCCUUGCUCCGCGCUGCAGAUGCCGCCGCAGAGCCUUGCGCUCGGGAGAUCCCGGGUGCGCAAGGCUGCGGUUCUCUGUAGCCUGGGACGUCCUCCGAGGGCGCCCCGUGCUCCAGCGCUGAGCCGCCCGCAAGCCUUGCGCUCCCGGGGAGAUCCCCGGGUGCGCAAGCUGCAUUCCUGCGCGAAGCACGGGGCGUCCUCGGGGCGCCCUGUGCUCAGCAGCUGCAGGCUCGCCAUAGGCCGGGCGCGCCCGGGGAUCUCCCCUGGGCGCGCAAGACUGCGGGCACAGCACGGGGCAUCCUCCGGAGGCGCCCCGUGCUCCGGCUACGAGCUGCUGCCAUGGCCUUGAGUGCCCAGGGGCUUCCCGGGUGCGCAAGGCUUGCAGAUGCUUUCCUGGAGCCUGAAGGCGAGAGGUGUCGGUGCGCACGGCGCCUCUCGCUCAAACUUUCAGCGAACCUACAUUCGCACUCCAUAGGACGCACACACAUUUCCCUUCAUUUUUGGAGGCGAUCCUAUGGAGCGAAAAAUAUGGUAAUGAAUUCAAAGCCUAGUUUGGUCCUAAGCGUUGACUUUCCAGUGAUAAAAAUAAGCACAUUUUGGAGGAGGCUUGAACACCAUGUGAACACAAGGCUUCAUAAAUUGGGGCUACACACACAGAUCUGGUUCUCUUCCAUAAUUUUCUCAAAAGUAGUUGGGCUCAUGUUAGCUCAAUCUAUGAUAGCUUAAAUCUAUGCAGAAUGGAGCAUGCAAAUAACUUAAUGGUACAGUUUCUGAAUAAUAGACAUUCACACCUGUGAUGUGUCUUGCUUCAGUAGGGGGUAAGUAAACUAGGAUUGCCCUAAACCAAUAUGGCAUUUGGAACUACGUUUUGCUCUUCUGUCUGUAUUUUAGACCUUAGAUACCUUAAUGAUUACUGCUGGGCUGAUAACACUAGUUCUGGAGGAAGAUGGCACAGUGGUGGAAACAGAAGACUUCUUCCAAUCCCUGGGAGACAACACACAUUUCAUGGUUCUAGAGAGAGGACAGAAAUGGAAGCCAGUAAGUGUUGUUCUGAAAAUAGUUUAUUACAGAAAAUAAUAAACUUGAUAUGCCCUGUUUGCUUUGAGUUUAAACAAAACUUCUUCAGUCUUUCUAAUUACAGGCCUAAUUACACCCACCAAACCUUGGAGAUCAGCCCACCAGGAAGUUUUGGGCAGACUACCCCUCUCUUUCCCGUGCCUAAUGUCGUGUGUGACCUCAGGCAUGGGAGACUCCAGGUCCCACGGGAGCAAUGCAGAUUCGGGCACCAGAUUCCGAAAGUGCCAACUUGUUGACGCAAAGGAAGAAUCGGGAACAGAUUUCUUCUACCUUUUAAUUGCCAGCUUGAAUUCAGUUCCUGGUAUUGUGUCUGCUUAGUUACAAAAGACAGAAUUGUUUCCAUCUCCGUACUGUUGUAAGCAUUAAUAGAUAGGUCACACCCGUGAAGCCUAUUGUAAUGAAACUAGGUAUGCUUCUUUGGGAACACAUCCUGUUGAACAAAGUAGAACUGUCACUCUGAAUGUGUAUUUACUUGGAAGUAAGCAUCCAGAACAGAGGGUGGCAGUUACAGGACAAAACAGUGUUUCUCCAUGAGAGUAAAUAGUCAUGCCAAUUAGCUGUUAGAGUUACAUUUUUUCUACAUAUAUUCUUUAUUCCCCCACCCCACCCCAAGAAGUAAAACCAUAAAUUUAAUAACUGAACACUUUACAGAGGUUAGGUAGCUGGAGGGUAUAAAAUGCAGGACAAAGGCAACACUACCUCCAUGGAUGACUAGUGAGAUAGAGAAUGAUAUUUCCUGAACCUUGUUUCUCUGAUUUGCUAGUCCCCCAGUUCAGUAGAAAUCCCGAAACAAUAAAUGUUAUAUCUGACAUUAUAUCACUUGUGUUAAAUCUGGAUACUGAGAUUAUUCUCCAGUGUCUCUCUAAGCCUCUAAGGUGGUGGUGAAAAAAAUAUUUUCCAAACUGUUCUCAAAUUUUUCAAACAAGCUUUACCGUAUUCCAGUAAUUGUAAACUUCCAAGGGACUCAAGAGCUUGAUUCAAAACCCAUUUUGGUGGUUAAACCAUAGUUCAAAAGCUAUUGAUUAAUUUCUGUUCUCAGUAAGUUAAUUAGUCGGAAAAAAAUCCUACAGGGCUCUUGGGUGUAUAUAGGUGUUGUGAGCUGAAAUAUUUCAUACACUUGUUUUUCUUUCCUCUGAAUUAGGGGCCAAGACCCUGCUUUGCAGCAGUACAGCAGCCAAAGAAAAUGGGGGUGGCAAAUAUCACCUUGGAUUUGUACAAAGUGAACCCUAAGGACUUCAUUGGCUGCCUAAAUAUCAAAGCUACCUUUUAUGAAAUCUAUUCUGUGACAUAUGAUAUCCAAUGCAUGGGAGCAAAGGCUGUACUGAGGUAAGUGUGUGCCUCUAGUUCAGACUCAACCAUGCAUAGGUGAAAUUACACCCAAAAGUCCACAACUGAAUAACUCCCUUAUUAAGAUCAACCCAAAAGUCUGACAUGAGGCAAGCUUUCAAGCCUCUGGAAUCCUUCAUUGGACAAAGUGUUAAACAAAGCAGUGACUGUUAGGGUGAGGGAAAAUCAACAAAAGUUGGGGUCAGUGUUGUAGUAAUGAGACCAUCAUGAAUAUUUGAAUGUAAGGUGGAGAUUGUAUGUGUGCGAUUCCCUCCCAGGUGCCACUGUUUAUCAAGCUACAUACCUAGGAUUCUGGGAUAAAAAAGCAAUGGCUGUUGUCCCCAUUCAUUGACAAAAUAAAGCCGCCUUUCCCACAUCUUAAACAAAGCACCUGGGUUCCAGGGUAGGCAGAGAGCACAAGUAAAGGGAAACAUGGCAGUGAGUUACAUUACAAGAAGUUGUGUGGAGGGAGAGUUGUCCCAGUUUGCAUCACUUUACACUUUGAACCACAUUUGACACUUUAACAUCCAUACACCUGUUUUGGGAUUUGAUAUUUGUCUGCCCUACCAUGAAUAGCUUGCUGGCAAAAUUUGCCACCUAACUGCUCAGUCUCUACGACCGUCCACUUAUGAACAAGAUAAGAAUCACUGGUCCAAGUUCAGAUCCUUAAAGUACCCAGUACAAAUGCUGCACUGAUAAAGACUAUAAAAAGGAAAUGCUGGAAGUGAAAUUUCAAAGAGGAGCUGAAAUGCCAGAGCUGCUGUUUCUGUAAUGUCAGUCUUCUUAAAAAUAAAUUCAAAUAGAGAAAAAAAAUAUUGAUAACUCUGCUGUCUGUUCAGAUAUCUUAAUGUGUUGUGCCAUGGAGGCUAAGCAAGCUACACCUGAUUCCCUAGAUACAUGGUGACCUGCUAAAUAAAGGCAUGAGCAAGUUGAAUGUUCAAGGAACUGGCAAGCUUAUGAAAUGACCUGAAGGUUCUUGAUGUCUCAGACUCUCUGAAACACUAGGUGGUGGUAGUGCCUAACAUUUCUGAAACAAAAACUGGAGUGCAAUGAUAAGGAAUUCCCUAUAAAAAUGUGGGAGUUACAAAUGCAGAAGGACUCCUGCAAAUAUAGCAAGCACUGACAUGUUUCUAGAAGUUAUUAAGGUGGUGAUAGUGGGAUAAUAUCCAGAAACAACAGCUUUCGGUCUGUUAAGGUAGGCUACUGAUCUGAUCCAGUAUAUUUUAAUUGCUGCAGCAUGAGGAAGCAAGCGAAUAUAUAUUAUAAUUAAUUCUAGCAGUCCCCUGUAGGAAUGUAUGAGCCUUUCUGACUUUCAGGUUAGACUUAAUUGCAAAGUAAAUAUACUUAGAAUGGCAGCAAAAAACAAAAGGAACUUCAUCUGGGUAUUUGAACAUAGGAAUUUCAGAACCUUUCACAAUAGCAUGAAAAGAAAGCAAUAUAAUAAAUUGGCAUAGAAGUUUCAUAUAAAAUGGCUAGAGCAGGCAUAGGCAAACUCUGGCCCUCCAGAUGUUUGGGACUACAAUUCCCAUCACCCUUGACCACUGGUCCUGUUAGCUAGGGAUGAUGGGAAUUGUAGUCCCAAAUUGCUAACAAUCUUUAAAAUACCUGGAUAAUUAAAGAUUGUUACCGGCAGCUAAAAUAACAAUGUUGGUGUCAGGUGAGAUUGGGCAUUCCAUAACUGGGAUGCUCCAGUUGAAAAGUCUCUUUUUUGCUGACCACCUGAUGGUGUAGGAUAUCAACAGAUCUUGGAAUGCGGGCAGGUUGACAUGGGAGUCUGUUUUCUCCAGGUAGCUAGGCCCAAAGCAUUUGCAGCUUUAAAAGUAAGCAUCCAGCUCUUUGAAUUGGACUUGGAAGUGAAUGCUGCCAGAUAUUCUGCACUAAUUGAAGCUUCUAAACCAUCUUCAAAAGCAUCUCCAAGUAUAAUGUCACUGCCAUCAGCCAUGCUCUGAUAACCUUCCAUUUGGCUAACUGGCUAGGCUAUCCCUGUCCAGAAGUAUUCUGUGCUACCAGUUGGUCUUCAAGCAACAAAGCUGGAUCCAGGAGAAUCCUUAAACUCAAUUUGCUCUUUCAGGAAAAGUGCAACUUCAGAAAAAGUGCAGAGCAUGUGCUGGUGUAUGGACAAAAGUGAUGAUGUGUUUUCUCCUUUUGUGCAUUUUUUUUUGAACUUCUGUCUAAGCUUAAUGUGUUUCUUUAUUUAAGGAGGAUACUUCGAUAUCUGUCACAUAUGGCACAAGUUACGGGACAUGUCCUUCUUUACACUGGAACAUAUGUGCUACAGUUAAUGGGUGACUAUGAAGAAGAUCGGCUUACAAAUGGAAAGCGCUAACUAAAACCAGCAUAAGAGCCUUUUAUUGCUGGUUCUGCAGCUGAUACUUAAGCAUUUUUAACUUAAAUAUAUUUAUAACUUAACACACUAAAUGGUCUAGCAGCACUUUAAUGACCAAAAGUUUAACUAAAGUAGCUUUUUUCAUGUACAGGUUUUUCAUUAAGAUAAUGAUGUCAUAAGUGUAAAAUAUGAUUGGAAUCUUUUUAAUGCAGUGGAAGGAGAAGUUUUUCAUAGAAAUUACUGUGCCAUAAACUUCAAAAAUGAAGAGUUGUGUGAAUGGGAAGCAGGCAUUUAGUGACUUAUCAACUGAGAUGUGUCUGUUAAUUAGCAUAUGAACAGCCAUGUAGCAAAUUCUGAUUGGAGGUGGUGACUGUUUGUAGAAGUUUAAUACUAAUCUUGCCUACCACUUAAAACUGUUUUUCUUAUAAAUAAAUUUCCAAGCUUCUGUAUUUCAAAACUA